AUGGCUUUCAAUCGCAUCGCUAUUUACGGGCAUCGGGGCUGGGCUAGCUCCGCAAUUGUCGAAGCCCUCAGCUUGUCGGGGGCUCCUAUCACGGUCUUAUACCGCCCAGGCUCUGAUACAUCAGCCCUUCCAAGUCAUGUCACCGCCGUUCAAGUCGAUGUAGCAGAUCAGGAAGCCCUAGUUAAUGCUCUCCAGGAAAUUGACAUUGUCAUAUCCCUCGUUGGCCACGAAGGCGUAUUAAGACAAUAUCAACUCGUCACUGCCAUUGCCAAAACGAAGGUGCAACUAUUUGUCCCAUCAGACUUAGCUGCGCGAUAUGAUGAACAGGGCAUGCGCAUCCCAGUUAACCAAUCAAAGGGACUAGUGGAAACCGCAGCACGAGAUGCGGGCAUUCCAACAGCAGUGGUUCUGACGGGAAACUUCGCGGAGUUCGCACUAGCUACACCAGCUAUGGGCGUGGACUACAUCAACAACAGGAUUAUCUUCACCGGCGACAGUGCUACCCAGCCCAUCAAUCUUUGUACACGGGCCUAUGUUGCAGCAGCGUAUGUAUCUAUAUUCGCCUUUACUCCGAUCGAUAAACUCAAAAAUCGGACAUUGGCGCUUUCUGAACUGAGGCCAACUGGGAAAGAUAUAGCCGCGGCAUUGACCGAAAAAUUUGGUUCCCGAACCCUCAGCACAUCGGAAACUACGCAGUCCAUUAAUGAGAAGAUCGAGAAUGCCAUAGCAUCUGGUAGCGCUUUUGCAUUGGCAUACUACUGUCGCAAGAUAUGGGGAACCGGGCAGCAAGUUGCCAUGGUAGGACAAGAUAUGUGGGACCUGAAGGAGUAUCCCAAAGCAUGUCUUCGUGAUCUUCUCAUUGACGGCAACUUGCAAUCCUAUCGUGACAUGCCUGUAGAAGUGGUGAACCUUUUCAGACCCCAACUAGAGUUAUGCAAAUAA
Molecule: messenger RNA, 942 nt
Organism: Aspergillus alliaceus
Lineage: Eukaryota; Fungi; Ascomycota; Eurotiomycetes; Eurotiales; Aspergillaceae
Product: NAD(P)-binding protein
Exons: 4
Coding region: 1-942 (313 amino acids)
Source: RefSeq, a predicted model, not a curated record